Messenger RNA from Saccostrea cuccullata (small rock oyster), 1777 nucleotides. RefSeq lists its product as uncharacterized. The transcript is spliced from 3 exons. The coding region runs from base 1152 to 1754 and encodes 200 amino acids. The record is from RefSeq and is a predicted model, not a curated record. Lineage: Eukaryota; Metazoa; Mollusca; Bivalvia; Ostreida; Ostreidae.
CCUAAAAAUAGGAAUUUUUAAUGGCACACUGUCAAAAAGAUUCUGUGAAAGUAUCAUUUUAUUUAUACAGAGGUAUAGAUGGAGAUUUGGAUAAGGGAAGGGUAUCAUUUAAUAUAUUUUAAAGAAUGAUAAUGUAAGCAUUUUAAUUAUGAAAACUCGAAAUAUGUGCCUGAUUAAACAAAAAUUAAAUGUGAAAUAGGAGGCUUAAUUUUUUUAAUAAAAUUUAUUCACGAACGAGAAGAAAUACACAACAGUUGAAGUUUUGCCAAAUGUUGUGAACACUUGUUGUAUGGUUAAGCCAAUGGAUGAGAUGACCUCAGAACAAAAAAUAAAACUGACUGAGAGGCAGAAGAAAUGGUCAACAUUGGGCUUCUUGUAAAGAAAACAUUCUUAACUGUACUACGAGUUGCGAAAAUUUUUUUAGCAGUUUUCUACAAUAAUUGUCUUUUUGGAAAUAACAAUACAUCUUGUCUUUAAGGUUAUUUUUACGAACUAAUGAGUAUGAAAAUACCAGUAAAUGAGCAAAUGUACGGAAUGAAUAAACAGAAAAAAUCAGUUUUAAAAUAUAUAUUUAUUCAUAUUACGAGAAUUCAUAAUCUGAUAAUCUGUGAAUGGUUACUGGACAAAUGCAGUUGGUUAUUGUGAUGCAUAAAAAGAAAUAAAUAAUCGGUUUACUCGUUUUGGGGAAACUCAGCAAUGUAAAAACUAGGUCAUUAGUUGCAAUUAUUUUAAAGUUUGCUAUUUUUGAUUUUGGAUCAUAAUUUCUGUUUCCUUUCAAGGUUCCUUUUAGUAUCCUUUUCACCGGUCUGCGUGACUAUUUGCUAAAUAAAUUCAAUUAUAGGGCUUAUUUUUUUCGAGACAAACAUUGUUCGGUGAUUAAACAAUGAAUAUCGUAUCUAUACACUCUUUUGAGAUUUUAAUUCUUCAUUUAUUGUGUAGCAAUGCAUGUCAAAAGUAAGUAUUCAAACAGAAUUUAAUAUGUUCUGCAUUAAAAAAAGACUAAUUUCAUUUUUUGGCUUCUAUCGAAUAUAUUCGCUUAUUAAUUUUAUUUAUUCUUAUUUCAAUAGUGUCAAUGAAGAAGGAACUUGUAAUGUUCCGGUUAUUUUUACAAUGAGGAUUCGAAGGAAUGUAAAGAGUGUUCCCCUGGAUAUAUGGGUCCAAAUUGUUCAAGAACGUGUCGUUACCCCGGGUUUGGGAAACAGUGUCAGCAAGGAUGCAAUUGCACAGCAGAAUAUUGCGACUUUCGGAGUGGCUGUUUAAAUAUGUCUAUUGAAAAUGCAACCAAUGUGAAGGAGAAGUAUUUGUCAACUUACUCUGGAAUAAGUGUCAUUGGAUCAAUAUCCAUAAUAACGAUAAUAUCAAUUGCGACAGCAUUUCUGUUCUUUUUAUUUUUGAUUUUAACAAGAAUUCUGAUACUCCAUCUAAAGAACAAAAACACUCUUGCUCAAACAAAUGCUGCAGCUGCUGUCCUUGUGGAAAAUGUGGACGUCGAAAUCCCUCCAGGUUUACCAGCACAGACUCAAACAUGGGCAGAUGUACAACCUUUCACUAUAGACUUGCAUACAACUGACAAUAAAAUUGGAAAUUGCGGAGGGAGAAAUUCGGAGGAAAAUACGACCGAAGUUCUUGGAAAAGAUUUCGAAGAAGCAAUCACAAGGAAUGGAGAUAAUGUGUAUAUGUUUACAUUUGCAUCUUUUGGAAGUGAGAUGAUGGGAAAUUCUGUUCAUGGAUAUUCUACACUUCAGAACAGCUAGUUUUGCCCUUUUAUUUCUUUAAC